AUGUUCUAUCACAACAGCAGCAAUUUUCACCCUGCCACAUUUUUCCUUAUUGGAAUUCCAGGACUGGAAAAGUUCCAUGCCUGGAUUUCACUGCCUUUCUGCUCUGUUUACCUGGUGGCUUUGUUCGGCAAUGCCACAAUUCUGCUGGUUAUCAAGGCUGAGAGCAGCCUACACCAGCCCAUGUUCUACUUCCUGGCCAUGUUGGCCACCACUGACUUGGGCAUCUCCACAACUACCAUCCCUAAGAUGCUCGGCAUCUUCUGGUUUAGCCUCAGGGAGAUCAUCUUUGAAGCUUGCCUCACCCAGAUGUUUUUCAUUCACAAUUUCACUGGGAUGGAGUCAGCAGUCCUCUUAGCAAUGGCUUAUGACCGCUAUGUGGCCAUCUGCAACCCACUGCGAUACAGCACCAUCCUCACCAACAAGCUCAUUUCUGUGAUUGGUCUAGCUAUAUUAGUGAGGCAAUUUAUUUUUGUUCUUCCAUCUGUAUUUUUCAUACUGCGAUUGCCUUUCUGUGGGAAUCAUAUCAUCCCCCAUACCUAUUGUGAACACAUGGGACUUGCUCGCCUGUCCUGUGCCAGUAUCAGCAUCAAUAUUAUUUAUGGCUUAGGUGCCAUAUCUAUCCUAUUUUUGGACAUUAUAGCCAUAGCUCGCUCUUAUGUUCAGAUACUCUGUGCUGUUUUCCGUCUUCCUUCCCGUGACGCUCGACUCAAGUCCCUCAGCACAUGUGGUUCACACAUUUGUGUAAUUCUUGCUUUCUAUACACCAGCCCUCUUUUCCUUUAUGACGCAUCGCUUUGGCCAUAAUGUCCCCCGCUAUAUCCACAUUCUUCUAGCCAAUCUUUAUGUCAUAGUUCCACCAAUGCUCAACCCUAUCAUAUAUGGAGUCAGAACCAAACAGAUCUAUGACCGUGUGAAGAAAAUAUUAUCACUGAAAUAA
Messenger RNA from Choloepus didactylus (southern two-toed sloth), 936 nucleotides. Its product is annotated as olfactory receptor 52E2-like. The transcript is spliced from 2 exons. Gene Ontology annotation, cellular component: membrane. Gene Ontology annotation, biological process: G protein-coupled receptor signaling pathway. NCBI's taxonomy places the organism in Eukaryota, Metazoa, Chordata, Mammalia, Pilosa, Megalonychidae. Bases 1 to 936 code for a protein of 311 amino acids. Gene Ontology annotation, molecular function: G protein-coupled receptor activity; olfactory receptor activity. The record is from RefSeq and is a predicted model, not a curated record.